AUGACCGACUCUGAGAUUACUGGGACAGUCGACUUCACGGCUAACGGGGAGACCUACCAGACCUGGUACCGCCUCCUAGGCGACCUCAACUCUGGCAAACGCCCCCUUGUUACGCUGCACGGUGGACCCGGCUUCGGACACGAAGCCAUGCUCCCGCACUAUGAGCUGCACAGAGCCCGCGGCAUCCCCGUCAUAUGCUACGACCAGCUUGGCAUCGGGAAGAGCACGCACCUCCGCGAGAAGCCGAAGGAGUUCUGGAGCGUCGAGCUGUUCGUCGACGAGCUGGCGAACCUCGUCGAGAAGCUCGGCAUCGCGGAGAACUUCGACUUGUGCGGCCAUUCGUGGGGCGGGAUGCUCGCCCUGUCGUAUGUGCUCGCGAAGCAGCCCAAGGGACUGAAGCGGAUGGUCCUGGUGGGAACGCCGUCGUCUAUGGAGCUAUGGCAGAAGGGGACGAGGGAGCUGCUCGAGGGCUUGCCGAAGGAUACACGGGAGACACUGAAGAAGCACGAGAGGGAGGGCACGACGGACAGUGAGGAGUACAAGGCGGGGAUGGAGGUCUACUUUCGCAAGCACAUGUUGAAAGUCGUCCCGGUGGAUCCCCCAGUUGGCACAAGGUGCACUCCGCGCGAAAGAGGAAGACCCUACGGUGUAUUCGAUCAUGAACGGCCCUUCCGAUUCUACAUCACUGGGACCAUCAAGAGCUGGUCGGUGCUCGACGACCUGCACAAGAUCUCCCAGGAGACGCUGGUGAUCAACGGCGCCGACGACGAGGCGAGGGAUUUCGUCGUCGGUCCUCUCUUCUGGCGGAUCCCGAAAGCGAAGUGGGUGCAGUUCGCGAAUAGUUCUCACCUAGCGUUCUUCGAGGAGCCAGUGCGGUACUUCGAGGUUGUUGGGCAAUUCUUGACUACACCGUAUGUUGAUGGGGACGCAGUCAGUACCAACCUUCGUAGGGCACGGAUAGGAACAGUGCAUAACAGGAAUGAUAGACCAAUCCUAUGGACCUGGAUCGAAGAGCCAUUGGGAACUCAAGCUAGUGUUCGUUGUCAGCUCGGCAUUCGGCCUGCUUCAUUUGCAACCGCCAGAUUCGCUGCACUCACAUCUUCCUCCGUUGUACCUGACAACCUACGACGACUGAGUAUGGUAGCAGCAUUGAUGUUCGCGCGGAUCGGAGCACAUGAUACGCACUAG
Messenger RNA from Fomitopsis serialis, 1188 nucleotides. RefSeq names its product Alpha/Beta hydrolase protein. Lineage: Eukaryota; Fungi; Basidiomycota; Agaricomycetes; Polyporales; Fomitopsidaceae. Gene Ontology annotation, biological process: proteolysis. Bases 1 to 1188 code for a protein of 395 amino acids. The record is from RefSeq and is a predicted model, not a curated record. The transcript is spliced from 3 exons. Gene Ontology annotation, molecular function: peptidase activity.